Messenger RNA from Acanthopagrus latus (yellowfin seabream), 3484 nucleotides. RefSeq names its product zinc finger protein 501-like. The transcript has 2 exons. Gene Ontology annotation, cellular component: nucleus. The coding region runs from base 414 to 1616 and encodes 400 amino acids. The record is from RefSeq and is a predicted model, not a curated record. Lineage: Eukaryota; Metazoa; Chordata; Actinopteri; Spariformes; Sparidae. Gene Ontology annotation, biological process: regulation of transcription by RNA polymerase II. Gene Ontology annotation, molecular function: DNA-binding transcription factor activity, RNA polymerase II-specific; RNA polymerase II cis-regulatory region sequence-specific DNA binding.
AAAGUUGUACAAAAUCAGGGGAAAUGCUAAACUUAGUUAGCCUCUCUUGCUAGCAGGAACAAUACUGAGCAGACUGUAAAAAGGUAAAUCAGAAAAAUAAAUAAAUGAAUAAAAGGUAAAUCAGUAGACGGACGGAAGCAGCAGGAGGCAGUGAGGCUAAAUGAGGGAAGCUGAAGUUAUAGACGAAGAAGAAAAUACCAACAGGAAGGAAACAUCACGUGGUUGCACAGAGCUGGUCGGUGAAGUUUUGACAGAGAACAAACUGUGUUACGGACCUUAAAUCUCAGAACAAACUGUUCUGUUAACUUUAUUUUAACAGCUGAAUCAUCUGCUGCUGUCCUGCGCACAUCAGAGUGAGCAGACAGUUUUUAACGGAGUGUUUCUGGAGGGAAAGUUCGUGUGAGUCAGUGAAAAUGUCUAAAGUCCAAACGCUGAGAGUUGUUGUGAAGCAGCGACUAACUGCGGCUGCUGAAGAGAUAUUUGAGCUGUUUGAAAGAACGAUAGCAGAGUACGAGGAGGAACUGUGUCGACACCGGAAACUACUGGACGCUGUUACCGAGCCUCAGGUCCAGUUACACAGAACAGACGUCCAGCAGCUCUUGGAGAGUGAAGAAGAGGAUCCUCCUGAGCAGCAGGAGUGGAGCUCCAGUCUGGACCAGCAGGACCCACCAGAGCUGCCACACAUUAAAGAGGAACAGGAGGAACUCUGGACCCGUCAGGAGGGAGAGCAGCUUCCAGGGCUGGAGGAGGCUGAUAUCAAGUUCACCUUUACUCCUGUCCCUGUGAAGAGUAACGAUGAUGAUGAGGAGGAACCUCAGUCCUCACAGCUUCAUCAGAGACAAACUGUCUUUGAGUUCAGAGAUGCAAAACCUUGGACAACAGAAGCUGAUGGAGACUGUGGAGAACCAGAACCCACCAGGAACUUCAAUCCAGAUACUCAUUUACAACCGGUUACUCACGAUGAGAAGUCACACUCGUCUGAGCUUGAGACUGAUGACAGUAAUGUUUGGGAGGAAACCAGAGAGCCUCAGACAUCUUUCAACCCUCUGCAAAACAAUGAAGUACCUGGAAGUGAUGUGGAGAGUUAUACUAGAAAAACAUCGAUUAACUUCUCUGAAUUAGCCCCAAGCUUUGAACACAAGGGACGUCAGCAGAAACACACUGACGUACAAUCAGGAGUGAAACCAUUUAAUUGCUCAGUUUGUGGUAAAGUAUACCACUGUAAGAGUUCUUUAAACUCUCAUAUGAGACUUCAUUCAAAAGAAAAACAUUUCAGCUGCUCGGUUUGUAAAAAAACGUUUCCAUGGAGGACAGCAGUUGUGUCGCACAUGAGAAUGCACACAGGGGAGAAACCCUUCAGUUGUUCUUUCUGUGCCGCAAGAUUUGCCCGGAGCUCACAUCUGACCAUACACUUAAGAGUUCACACGGGAGAAAAACCUUUCAACUGCUCAGUGUGUAAGAUGAGUUUCCGCGACAGCAGCACUUUGUCCAGACACAGGAGAGUUCACACGGGGGAGAAACCGUUUAGUUGUUCAGUUUGUGGUAAAAGAUUCACACAAGAUGGAACUCUGAAACGACACCGAACUGUCCACAUGGGGGAAGACGGCAUUUCAUAGCCGCUUUUGUUAUUGAAGACUCACUCUGCUCACUCGCUUAUAAAAAAAACACACACACACACAAGUGUGUUGUGAGAGCAGCAGAAAUAAAUGAAUCUGCAGAGACGUUUUAUGAGCCACAUUUUACCAGCAGGAUUAAAACAAUGAGGGACAGAAUUGACUCAACACUGAUCAGUUUACAGCUGUAAUACAGACUCCAAAAGAAGGGGAUCAGCUGAUAUUCACCUCGUCUGCUGCUGUUUGUCUUUACUUAAAUAAGAACACUGAUUGAUGCAACAGGCUGAUAUUUAUCUGUUGUCUCACAUACAUUUUGUGUUGGUACAUCCCUGAGCUGCUGGCUCGUCACAUCCAUACCAUCAGCUUAGAACACUGUGUAAAUUCAUAUAUGUAUCAUGAGUGGGUCUUUAUCAGAUUUAAUGAAUUAUCACAGAGAAUCCUUACAAAGUGUCUGCUAAUGAUACAUACACAAGUUUCCUGUCUUUAGUUAAUUGGAAGCAGUUUUUGUUGUGCUUCAGUCAACAGUACAAAUAAUGUUGUAGACAGUGAAAGCUGGUAUGAUCCAUUUAAAACACAUGAAGAACAGGAAAUCAUUUAGAAAUACCUCAGUUCAGGCUCAAACUGUUCACUGUAACAAAUACAGAUUUUGUUCAGACAAGUUUCUCAUCUAUGAACAGACUGCUUACUGAGAGACUUGAUGACGGAGUUGAAGGAUGAGGAUCAGAAUGUUCAUCUGUAGUUUCUUUUUUUUUUAAGUUCAGUAAUUUCCUAAAACAACUGCUCACUGUAGCUUUAAUGCACAUUAUACUACACAGUGAUCUUAUCUUUAAAGUGGUGAUCUUGAAGAUUUCUUGAACUAGCAGCUGUAUUUUUGGACCGCACUGCUUCCCAGAGAUCCAGUUUCACCUCUGUGGCGUCUGUCAGUCGGCAGCUUUGCCUCCAUGUCAUCGGCAGCAGUUAUCUGCGUUUGUUGGGCUGUGACCGUUAACAGUGAAGUUAAACAUUUACUCCCAACACAAGAAGAGACAGAGCAAAUAAAACUGUUAUGUUCUGUACCAACCACCUCCUCUCCCUGGUCGACCAGCCACUGCUGGGUGAAAGCGUCACUAACUGUGCGCCGCUUGUGACAUUUUCCAUGGAAAGUCACCACUGACACCCAGAGUACAUCUUUCAUCAGUGGGCUCAGGCAUUUGGUGAUAGUGACUUAACAGAUAUUUUUUCACAUGAAAAUCCUCCAGAUUAUUUAAACUCUAUUAACUUGAGUAUGAGAAACUUGAUUUACUGUUGGGAUCUCUCCUUUACAACCAGUGUGAUGAAGUUUUCCCUGAUGUCCCCUGGAUGGCAGCAGAGUCCCACUGAGCCUCAUUCAGAAAAAUGAAUUCAACUUUUCCUAUAAAUGUGCCAAAAUGAGAUCAUUGGUGAAAUAAAAAUGCCAACAAGACUUUAACAGUGUCAAAUCUGCCAUCAUUAAUCUGUAAGAAGAAGAAAAUGCUGUGACAUAUUUGCAGAUUGAACAUGGAUUUUGUUAUUUUUCUCUGCUCUGUAGCUGGUUUGAAUUCAUGCCUAAGUAAUUUAAAGUUUUGUUGGAGAGUAGAACAUUUUGAAACAUCUGUUCCUGAUCCGCUGUGUUCUCCAGCUGCUACAUCACAGUUGACUUUUGAAAUCCCUGCAGGAAGUGUACAGUCUGCCACCAGCCACUCAAAAUAUUGUAAAGAUUUACUGCUGGUUUAAAUCACUGUAUUCAUGUUCAUUUGAGUUACUGGAUUUAUACUUAAAUUGUUUCAGAGUUUUGGUCACUGUUGUUAUUAUAGUUUGUAAAGUAACUUGUAACUGUUGUCUGAAGUGCUGAAUAAAUGAAAUGUACACCAGCA